Molecule: messenger RNA, 788 nt
Organism: Solea solea (common sole)
Lineage: Eukaryota; Metazoa; Chordata; Actinopteri; Pleuronectiformes; Soleidae
Gene: mmab
Product: metabolism of cobalamin associated B
Exons: 9
Coding region: 42-737 (231 amino acids)
Molecular function (GO): corrinoid adenosyltransferase activity
Source: RefSeq, a predicted model, not a curated record
GCGGAGGGAAAAAAGGGGCAUUGUUAGCAGUUAGCUUGAACAUGGCUUCGUUUAUCAUCAAACCUGCUCACCUUCGCUGUGUUUUAAGGACAAACAGACUCUUCUGGGGGCUCCGGUCAAGGAUUACACUGUGUUUAGACAGAAGUUAUGCCACCGAAGGAGACAACAGAGUACCUAAAAUAUAUACCAAAACUGGAGACAAAGGUUUCUCAAGUACAUUUACAGGAGAAAGGAGACCAAAGGAAGAUGACAUUUUUGAAGCCUUAGGAAAUACGGAUGAGCUGUCAUCAGCUAUAGGAUUGGCCAGAGAAUUUUGCCUCGACAAAGGUCACACGUUCACACAUCAGUUGGACAAGAUACAGUGCAUUUUACAGGAUGUGGGCUCCAAUAUCGCCACUCCACGAUCAUCUGCAAGAGACAGUCACAUAAAGAGAACGAAAUUUACUGCUCAGCCCAUUAUGGACCUGGAAACAUGGAUUGAUGAGUUUACAAAUGAACUCCCUCCAUUGACCAACUUCAUUUUACCCUCCGGAGGGAAGAGCAGCGCAGCUUUGCAUUUAGCACGGACAGUUUGUAGGAGAGCAGAACGCUGUGUUGCUCCUAUUGUGCGCUCAGGGGAGGCAGAUCCAGAUGUUGCCAAGUUUUUGAACAGAUUGAGUGACUACCUGUUCACAGUGGCCAGAUACGCAGCCAUGAAAGAAGGCAAUGAGGAGACAAUCUACAAAAGACCCGAAUGAAGACAUGGUCAGAAAUAUUGUAAAUAUGUCAAUAAAAGAUGACUAAAAUUC